AUGGUUCCGCAAGGCCUUAUGUACCGUUCGUUGGGGCGAAUGUACCAGACGUAUUGCCGCGGUAGAGUAUUGGAUCUGACACCAAAAAUACUGGAUGCGAAGGAUGUGAAAUUCUACGAGAUGUCCAAAGCGGUCCGUGUUGAGUUUAUUGUGGAGCAGAGAGUCGAUGACAGGCAGUACCGGAUUGAUGAAUCGCUCUCUGAGGCGGAACGGAGUGAAAGGAGGAAAGCUAUGACUUUGGAUUUUAUGGUUAGAAAUGAUCACAACUGGGUCGGAAGUACGGUUACUUUUGAUACUGUCGAGCAAAGGGAAAUUGAGAUGUCUGACUUUCGCAAAUACGAUACUGUUGUAAUCCGAAACGAGCUGUUAAACCGAAAGAGCGAAGAUGCACGUCAUAUGUUGAACUCAGCUGCAAAGUACGUUCAAAAUGAUGGCCAUGUGCUCCUCAUGGAUUUUGGGAAACCCUCUUGGCCGAUAUUGGUAUCGCUCAUACGAUGGUUUAACUCUGUGACAGCAAGCUCUAUGGACCUCACCCACGACUACAACAAAUGGAUCAAAGAAGAUAAUUGCUACUCUGUUGUGGAGGAGCGUAGGUGUCUGAUGGGCCUUCAUUAUGCGUUGGCAUUGUGUCGAAAAAAAUGA
Molecule: messenger RNA, 642 nt
Organism: Trypanosoma grayi
Lineage: Eukaryota; Euglenozoa; Kinetoplastea; Trypanosomatida; Trypanosomatidae
Exons: 1
Coding region: 1-642 (213 amino acids)
Source: RefSeq, a predicted model, not a curated record